UCCUCUUCCUCCUCUCCAUUGCUACUCUAAUUUGCAGCGCUGUUGUUUCUCUCUUUCAUGUCCGCCAUUUUCUUCCUUCAAAGCUUCUAAGCUUCCUUCUUCUGUUGGAUGUUCUUGCUAGACCCACCAAAUCUUCCUUAGCUACACAUUUAUAAAAGCCUCCAAAUCAUGUAAUUUCAGCCCCUUUUGAGACCAGCCCUCUUCCCAAAAAAACCCAAAAAAAAAAAACAAAACCCAGUUCAGUUCUUGAUUUUCGAUCCAAGAGUAAGAGAACUCUAGAGUUUAUUGUUAUCCUGGCUGAGCUUCCAAUUCUGCCUUAGAUCAACCUUUAUAAAAGCCUCAAAAUCAUGUAACUUCGUUUCCUUCGUAUCCCCACCGUUUCCCACAAAAAACCCAAAAAAAAAAUUUGAUUUUUUUUAAUACCCACAAGUUUGUUUAUCCAAAAAAAAGGAGGAAAUGCCGGAAUCGGAAAGUGGAACGCCGGUGCCGUCGGCUCCGGCCACGCCGGGGACGCCGGGAGGGCCGCUGUUUUCUGGCUUGCGGGUGGAUUCGUUGUCGUACGAUCGGAAGUCAAUGCCGCGGUGUAAGUGCUUGCCCGUGAAUGCUCCCACGUGGGGCCAGCCUCACACGUGCUUCACUGACUUUCCUGUUCCUGAUGUUUCUCUCACCCGCAAGUUGGGAGCAGAAUUCGUGGGAACAUUCAUCCUGAUAUUUGCGGCGACGGCAGGACCCAUUGUGAAUCAGAAGUACAACGGCGCCGAGACUCUGAUCGGAAACGCUGCGUGUGCCGGGCUGGCCGUAAUGAUCGUAAUUCUGUCGACUGGACACAUCUCCGGCGCCCACCUAAACCCAUCGCUCACCAUUGCCUUCGCCGCUCUCCGCCACUUCCCAUGGGUCCAAGUCCCUGCCUACAUCGCUGCUCAGGUCUCUGCUUCCAUUUGCGCCUCUUUUGCUCUUAAAGGUGUUUUUCACCCUUUCAUGUCUGGCGGCGUCACCGUCCCCUCUGUCAGCACCGGCCAAGCCUUCGCUCUUGAAUUCUUUAUCACUUUCAAUCUCUUGUUCGUUGUCACCGCCGUCGCAACCGAUACUCGAGCGGUGGGAGAGUUGGCUGGGAUUGCAGUUGGAGCUACAGUUAUGGUGAACAUUCUUGUGGCCGGGCCCUCAAGUGGUGGUUCCAUGAACCCUGUUCGAACAUUGGGCCCCGCCGUGGCUGCCGGAAAUUACAGAGCAUUAUGGGUGUAUCUAGUGGCACCAACGCUGGGAGCCAUCGUCGGCGCGGGAACUUACACCGCUGUGAAGCUGCGAGACGACGAAGUGGAUGCUCCGUCUCAGGUGAGGAGCUUCCGCCGCUGAUAACGGCCGUCGGCCAUUGUAAUCAGGGUAAUGGGUGUGUGACUAGUGGAAGAAUAAAGAUAAGGCGAUUGGUGAUGGAUGAGACUUGAAGAUCGUCGCCUGAAUUGCUAUGUUUGUGUGUGUUUUAUUGUUAUUGUGUUUGCUUGCUUCUCUUGUUGUUGCUGUCUUUGAAUUGAGUUCACACACUUGUUAUGGUUU
Molecule: messenger RNA, 1551 nt
Organism: Cucurbita moschata (crookneck pumpkin)
Lineage: Eukaryota; Viridiplantae; Streptophyta; Magnoliopsida; Cucurbitales; Cucurbitaceae
Product: probable aquaporin NIP5-1
Exons: 4
Coding region: 457-1353 (298 amino acids)
Biological process (GO): transmembrane transport
Cellular component (GO): membrane
Molecular function (GO): channel activity
Source: RefSeq, a predicted model, not a curated record